Molecule: messenger RNA, 642 nt
Organism: Adineta ricciae
Lineage: Eukaryota; Metazoa; Rotifera; Eurotatoria; Adinetida; Adinetidae
Source: the annotation of a GenBank genome assembly
AUGCAAUGUUUGCGUUGUCAAUGUUGUGAUGCCGUUCUAGCUGACAUAUCUUCAACAUUUUAUACUAAAGAUAAUGCCCUACUUUGCAAGUCUGAUUAUAUUAAACGAUAUGGUAGUCGUCCCUGUUCAUUAUGUAGUCAAGUUAUUGGACCGAAUGAACAAGUUAUGCGUGUUAGUCCAAAUUAUGUUUACCAUCUUCAUUGUUUUACUUGUGUUAAAUGCCAUGCACGUUUAGUUAAAGGUGAUCGUUACGUUUUUUUCAAUGGACAAUUAUAUUGCGAAAAAGAUAAUCCACUGAAAUCGUCUACAAAUACGAGUAAUAGUCCAGUAUCGAAACGUGGAACUACGAGUAAACGUGGCGCUAAAGCGGCCACGGCUGCAGCAUCACGUGCCGCUGCAGCGGCGGCAGCAGCAGCUGCUGCUCAAGCACAACAACAGCAAACAUUCGUACCAUCCUCGACACCUUUGUAUCAUCAAUAUCACUCUUCCACGCCACACACAGGACAUUUAUCUUUGAUGAACAAUCAUCAUAUGCAUUCGUCAACAUCACCACCAAGUACAAUCACGCACUCGUUGCUGAACAAUUCGACCAGCAAUGGUUUAUCGUCGCUAGCGACGGCAAGCGGUGAUGAAUUGUGCUGA